GUCAUCACCUCGUCCUUCGCCGCGGUCAUGGAUGUUAACCGAAAAGCUCCACCACGCUUCACCUACACGGCCUCAGACUGGAAUCCCCUCUCAUACGCAGUGUCCACUGCGAAAGAAACCAGCGCCGUCGUCGCAUACCGCGGUUCCAAGAAGUUCGCCGAACUGGAAGCUUGGAACUUCGUCAAAGAGCGCAAACCUCACUUCGACAUCGUCACUCUCUGUCCGCCAAUGACCUUUGGACCAAUCUGCCAUCCUGUCUCCAAGCUCUCUGAGCUAAACGAAUCGAAUGCCAACCUAUGGAAGGUCGCGAGCGGGAAAGCGUUGUCUGUAGCCCGGGUGCCGUUCUGGGUAGAUGUGCGUGAUCUUGCGGUUGUGCAUGUCGAAGCGCUAUUGAGGUCGGAAGUAGGCGGCAAGAGGUAUACGGUUGCGAGUCCGGAGAAGUUCUCGUACGGGCUAGUCAGAGAGAUCAUCGAAGAGGAGUUUCCUUGGGGUAAGGAAAGGGUGGCGAGAGGAGAGCAGCAGGAGAUUGAUGAUAGUCACGAUUUGGAUGGGGACACGGCGGCGAGGGAGUUGGGAGUGGUGUACCGGUCGUUUAGGGAGACGAUCAAAGACUUCAUCAAUCAGGCCGUGGCUAUGGAAGAGCGGGCAAAGCAGGUGUAAGGGCUUCGACGAGAUUGCUGGUCUUACCUUGAACGAAGUGGGCGUGGUCUGCGUAAUGGUAUGAGAUGUAUCAAGCCCUAAGGGGAGAGGCGCCGGGACCAUAGGGAG
Molecule: messenger RNA, 768 nt
Organism: Trematosphaeria pertusa
Lineage: Eukaryota; Fungi; Ascomycota; Dothideomycetes; Pleosporales; Trematosphaeriaceae
Exons: 1
Coding region: 28-660 (210 amino acids)
Molecular function (GO): oxidoreductase activity, acting on the CH-OH group of donors, NAD or NADP as acceptor
Source: RefSeq, a predicted model, not a curated record